GUCGUCCCUUCUCCCUCCCGACUGGACUCCUUCUCGGACGCCAAACGGAAAAGGCACAGUUCAUGUGCAUCCCCAAUAAGAUCAUAUACCCCAAGCCGCACCGCAUAAACAGCAGGAUUUUUUUAGCUAAUUAGCUGGUUCUAUCAUCAGGAAUAGGCAAUUUUGCAAGAACGAAGGAGCACAUCAAUGUCCAACAUCAACCGGUCGCAUCCGGCUCUCCCGAUGGCGACCUUCCAGCCCAAGGGUUUUGCGCCGACGCCGGCGCCGUCGCCAUUGGAGCAAUGGACGAAGCGGUUCCAGGAGGCCGAGAGGCUGGUGGACGAGGUGAUGGGGAACAUCGCCGAGAGGGCGUCCGUCCCGGCGUCGCUGCCGCUAGAGCUGAAGCGCCGGACCGGCGAGAUCCGGCGGAAGGUGGCCAUCCUCGAGACCCGGCUGAGCCUCAUGAGGGAGGACCUCGACCGACUCCCCAACAGGCAUCUACUCAUAUUAUUACUCCUCCUACUAUAG
This is a messenger RNA of Triticum urartu, 507 nucleotides long. The record is from RefSeq and is a predicted model, not a curated record. Lineage: Eukaryota; Viridiplantae; Streptophyta; Magnoliopsida; Poales; Poaceae.